UCACGUUCCCUUUAGCUUAGGGCUAUUAUUUAGUUUAGGACCAAAAGAUCCCUUCUUUUUUUUUACAACCAUGAAGUAUAGCUUAUGUUCAGUGUUUAACAUUAACGACCAAAAUGCAUUUUGCCCAAUACAUUAGGGACUAUUUUUUUCUUUUAAUUUAUGAAUUCAAUCAACUGGUUGCGGAAGCCGAUCGGUUAUUAGUUACAACCCCUUUGUGACUUGUAAACGAGGAUCCGACUGACCCGAAGCCCAUUUCUUUCCCCAAAUUCAGUUUAAUACUUUUCCUUGUCGUUUUUAUUUUCCUGCUUCGGCAAUUACGAAGAUUUGAACGGUUAAUGGGAGCUCUGCAACUUGCGAACAAGGUGAUUCAUCCGCUUUUGCCUCUCUCGCGGCACAGAGACACUAACGGAAACUGAAGUAUUAUGAAUUCAUCGCACUGUCAUCCUCUAUCUCUAUGUCAAACAGCUUCAUGAGCAAAGUAUGAGGUAGCUGGGAAUUGACUUAGCGAUUAUGGUUUCUGAAGCACUGCAACAGACUUUCAUGGCUACCAAGCAUUCCUGUACAUCAACUCUACCGUGGAUUUGGGUGAUUGAAGCACUAGCAAGCUUCAAUGAAAUAGAUACAUCUUUACUCAUCAAUUUGGUUAAGAAGAGUCCUGAAAUUUCCGAUGAUCUGGGGAGAAAUGCUAGGGAAAUGGUUUCCUUGAGAGUUCUAGAGAGCUUAUUUGUCCAGAGAAUCCCCAAUGCAAAUAAUGUUGCUUCAGUUCCAGGUGCCAAUAUUGAACUUGAUCCAUCAAACAGCUGUGAAGAUGUCCUUCGCCGCAUAUUGUUGGAGGCUUCUGCAUCAGAUUUAAAAACAGCAGCGCCUGAGAUGUUGAAAUGGGAUGUUCGGUCAUUCAUUAUGAAAAAGAGAUCUCUCCUGCCGAAGUGUCUUUUGAAACAACUUAAAGAUAGCAUUGUAGAUUCUACCAGUCCUCUUUCUGGAUCCUUGAAAGAAAGAAGUCGAUUGGAGUUCGGGAAUAACUCCAGAAGUGUUCCAGUUGAUGCUGUUGAUUCUGAUGGCUUUAAGCAGGGACAUGAAGUAGGAGGCACAAAUACCCAACAUGUUGCACCAACUAGGAACUCGGAUGCUUUUACCCCGGCCGAUAAAAAUACAACAACAUACCCAGUAUAUUCCCACAGUGUGGGGUCUGAAAAGGGUAAUGUAUACGCAGACCUUAACCCUACCUUGUCGAGGACCCGGGCCGAAAAAAAUGGCAAGCAAAUAAGUCAGCUUGGAAGCGCUCUGGUGCGUGCGAAGAGGAGUAUCGAUGCCUCCACUGCUCAUGAAGUAGAAGUCAAUGAAACUGGAGCCAUAUCAGAGAACAGUUCUGAUCCUUGUGCUAAGGCUGCCAAGAAGUUUAAGCAGUUUGUCUUUAGUCCCAUUCGGAACACAGUUCCUGAUUUGCUAUUGUCUGGGAGAGAUGCAUUCCCAGCAGAAUCAUCUGGAGGAAGUCAACCUAUUGUUCAAAACGGGGACUCGAAAGAUGAAGCUCAAGUUGGGGCCUUCGAAGCAAAUGGAGGCCUGAGUAAUGGUUGUGCUGAGCAUGCUGCAUCAAGAAGUGGUUUACAUGGAAGUGACUCUAAUCACAACGAGCUGUUGCCUCAAAGAAUGAGCACAGACAAAAAGUUCCAAAAUAUUGGACGUAGCAGCAAUGGUUGUGCUGAACUUGGAACAUCCAGUGGCUCAUGUCAGCUGGUGAUGCAACAAGAAUCUCGCACUCAUGGAUCCAAACAUGACCUGGAGUUUAAUCUUCCACAAGAUUUGCAACAUGGUGAGCCUUCUAAAGUAGCCAAAGAGAAUAUUGAGCAAAGUCAUGAAUUUGAGUUCUCUAGUGAUACUGAUGAGUAUCACGAUGAGAGCACUGCUCUUGCUACACAGAAGAAUGAUUUCUUGAGCUCGCAAUAUGCUCAGGGUGAAGAUUCUUUGGCAGAUGCUGAUUGUAGUGAGCUUAAUCUUUGUGUGAAGUGUAAUGUAGGGGGGAAAUUAUUUGUCUGUAAUUCUGACACCUGCCCGUUAAUGGUUCAUGAAAGUUGCUUGGGUUCUGUACCCAACUUUGAUUACAAAGGGAACUUCUACUGCCCCUUUUGUGCAUAUUCUCGAGCAAUUUCAGAAUACCUGGACAGUAAGAAGAAGGUCUCACUUGCUAGGAAACAUUUGGCUGCAUUUAUUGGCUUGGGAGCUGGACAACAAUCAAAGAAGUCACUAGCUAAGUCACAAGGAACGAAGCCGCAUCAAUCUCGAGAGGAUAAGAAUGAGCAAUUAUGCCACAAUGAGAAUGGGAGGAGUUCCUUGAAUGAGAUUACAGAAGCAGGAAGUGCUCCAGUCGACAGGAAUUCGGUUGGAGUUCAGAUCAUGCAGACGGGUUCACCUCAACUAGAGGCUUCUGUCCCUGAACAAUGCUUGGUAGCUGGUCAACAACCUGAAGGAUCAGAACUUAGAGGUGAUAGAUCUAAGCAGAAUCAGUCCAGAGUGGAAGAAGAGUUGUGUCAUAUUGGGAAUGGAAACAAGAAUUCUUUGAAGAAGGCUGAAGAAGCGGGAAGUGGUCCAGUCAAUAGAAAUUCUAUGAAUGCCGAACUCAUGCAGAUGCAUCCAUCUCAACCACCUGUUUCUCAUGAACCUGUGUGUCAAGGAAGUUCUUCUAUAGAAGAAAAUUCUGAAGAAGAUGAGAUUGGUUCCAGAUAUCGUGUACAAUUUAGGAAUCCAGAGAAGAAUCAUACCUUUCCUAUAACACCUCAAUUGAGGAGGAAGAAGGUCCAAUGGACAAAGAUAGAGGAGGAAACAUUAAAGGAGGGAGUAGAAAGAUUCUCACAUUUUCCUGAUAGAUGGAAGAAGAUUUUGGAAUUUGGAUGUGAUGUUUUCCUGAAAGGUCGGACCACUGGGGACCUUAAAGAUAAGUGGAGGAACAUGAGCAGAGCAAGGGAGAGAGCAACGUAAAGGUUUUUUUUUCUUUUCAAAAUGGACUCUGUAUAGGUGUAUAGUUGCCUAAUAGUUUCGGCUGCUUAAAUUGAACAACGGACUGUUUUUAAUAACUCAAUUAUUGCUUAGCUACAGCCAUGCCACAACAAUGCUUUGCUAAUUAACCUCAUUAUCUACCUUGAAUGGAGAAGGGGGCGGGGGUUCCAGAUGUUAGCGUAGAUUUUGGUGCUUGUGGAGUUCUUUUAGAUGAAGAAGCCAAAAUGAUUUUCUCAUUAUAUGAUAUGAUGCUAAGCUGAAGGUGUGAUAGUAAGAGACUCAAUUGUAUCUGUGUAUUGAGGGCUAAGAAUAGCUCCUUGUUGUAACCCUUUUUCGUGUAAAUUGGACUCGGGUAGAUGACUGUAGUACCCUGUUACGGAUCAUUGAAUCUUUUGUAUAGAUAGCUAGGGUCUUUUCUGUUCUUUUGCUAUCUUUUUGGAUGUAAUCACAACACUUUGUUUUUGACAUCAAUAAUGCUUCCAAAAAAAUAUUUAACA
Messenger RNA from Nicotiana attenuata, 3491 nucleotides. RefSeq lists its product as uncharacterized. The transcript has 7 exons. NCBI's taxonomy places the organism in Eukaryota, Viridiplantae, Streptophyta, Magnoliopsida, Solanales, Solanaceae. The coding region runs from base 511 to 2976 and encodes 821 amino acids. The record is from RefSeq and is a predicted model, not a curated record.